UACAGCACAAAACUGUAAACGUGCAUGGAGCAGACCUGCAGAGCUUAGUGAAUCAUUGUAGGAUAAACACCUGUAUAAUCACCAACUAGUUCAACAGGCAGGUCACAGUGCUCCCUCCCCUCCUAAGAAGAGUUAACUGCUGGUCAUUAUGGUACAAACGUCCUUGCUUUUCUUUAUCCUUUUACCACUAAAUUUGAGUCUCCAAUCACCACGGUUCAGUUUGCCUUUUUUAAAACUUUAUGAAAUGAAAUCCUCCAGUGGAUCGUCUUCAGCAGCUGGCUUCCCUCAUUCAGCAUUGUGUGGGUGAGAUUCCACCAUGCUUCCUAUUUGCCACAAUUUAGGCCCAUGCCUCUUUCCUGCUGGUUCCUCCCACCUAGAAUAUCUAUCCCCCACUGUCCCACUCACUGUCCGUAUCCACCUGCCAAACUAUUAUCCAUUCUUAGAGUUCAAUACAAAUCCCCCUUCCUCCUCCAAGAAGCCCGCCCCCCGUAUAACCCCACAGAGAAGCUGUCACGCCUGCCUGUACCUCCUCCAACACUUUGACCUUCUGUUCCAGCUCUUGCACCUACAUUGCCCUGCACCGCGGUUUCUUGUGCUGCUGUUUCAACCUGCUGUAGAGUGUGUCCCCAAAACCAACAGCUGGACUCUUUUCCUUUCGUGGAAUGCCACAGAGUGCGUAGCACUCAGCCAGACAUACGGUAGAUGUCCAGUGAACUCAAUAACUGGAUGGAUCUACUAAACAGACUCUGCCUGUGUAGAACAGAAGUGUCAUGGACUCAUUGGGCCAGAGCCUGGCAGUGCCUGGAAGCUGUUCUUAUUAUGUGAUUGUCUCGAAUGGUCCUGUAGAUAAACGAGCUUCAGGAACUAGACACGAGGCUGCGGUUUGUUCUGGGAGUUGCUUUGGGGACUCAAUCCCCCCUUAAACUGUUUCCAUUGUAUCUGUCUCUAGAGAAGUGACGUGAGAACAUCAUCUGGCUAUUUGAGCUUCCUUGUUAUUUGGACUCAGGGUAAACAGUGGUUUCCUUUCUGGCUCUCUGGGAUUAAACAAGUUGGUAAAUUAUUUCAGUUUGAAGGAAAACAGAGCAACGUCUCUGACCCUGCAUUUCGAGAAGUGGAAACGGGGGAAAUGGUCUCGCUGCAUCUUUGAUGACCCACGGCAGAGAAAGGAGUGGGUGAGAAGCUUUAGAAAACCUGCCUCUCUGCUCUGAAAAUGGGUGUGGAGGUGGACAGUGAGAGGCGUAGAAGCUGAACAGAAGCCCAAACCCCUGUUUGGUCCCCUGACAGUGGCCAUGAGGACCGGGUCUGUCUCAUGAGGCUGGUGCAGAGUCCUCCAGAGGCCCCGUUGCCUAGUAGCGAUGCUCUGCUUGGGACUUGCGUCCUUUAUCUCUGUUCUUAUUUGCCCUCCACGGAGUCUGGAAGCUGGAAAAACACCUGUAAACUAGGUGGGGGAGGAGGAACAACUUAUCUCCGUCAAAAAGCUGAGCACUUUGCAGCAACAUGGAUGGACCUAGAGAUGAUCACACUAAGUGAAGAGAAAGAAGCACCUAACGAAACACAGUAAUAACAAGGAUUAUUCAGUAUGCAGUUGGCAGGAUGUCCAUGGCGACAUUGAAAAUGAAUUCCUUAUUUUCACCAGAUAUAUGAGAAGAUCCAUUUUAAACAGUCUAAAUAUUUUUUCUUCCGUUGGACCAGCAUGGCAGGAUUCAAGCGAGGGUGAAAAAGUGGCAGUAAAAGUUAUUGACAAGACAAAAUUGGACAGUCUAGCCACUGGUCAUCUUUUCCAAGAAGUGAGAUGCAUGAAACUAGUGCAGCAUCCCAACAUUGUACGCCUUUACGAAGUUAUUGACACCCAGACCAAACUAUAUCUUAUUCUAGAACUUGGGGAUGGAGGAGACAUGUUCGAUUACAUAAUGAAGCACGAGGAGGGACUUAAUGAAGACUUGGCCAAGAAGUACUUUGCUCAGAUAGUUCAUGCCAUAUCUUAUUGCCAUAAACUCCAUGUGGUUCACAGAGACUUAAAACCCGAGAACGUGGUCUUCUUUGAAAAACAGGGUCUUGUAAAGUUGACAGACUUUGGUUUCAGCAACAAGUUUCAACCAGGGAAGAAGCUCACUACAAGCUGUGGAUCUCUUGCGUAUUCUGCACCAGAAAUUCUGCUUGGUGAUGAGUAUGAUGCACCUGCGGUAGAUAUAUGGAGUCUGGGAGUGAUCCUUUUCAUGUUGGUGUGUGGGCAGCCACCAUUUCAAGAGGCCAAUGACAGUGAAACAUUGACAAUGAUCAUGGAUUGCAAAUAUACAGUACCAUCCCACGUAUCUAAAGGGUGUAAAGACCUGAUCACAAGGAUGCUGCAGAGAGAUCCCAAGAGAAGGGCCUCUUUAGAAGAGAUUGAAAACCAUCCUUGGCUUCAGGGAGUGGACCCUUCCCCAGCCACGAAGUAUAACAUCCCCCUCGUGUCAUAUAAAAACCUCUCGGAAGAGGAGCACAACAGCAUCAUUCAGCGCAUGGUGCUCGGGGACAUAGCGGAUCGGGAUGCCAUUGUCGAAGCCCUGGAAACCAACAGGUAUAACCACAUCACAGCCACUUACUUCUUGCUUGCCGAAAGGAUCCUGAGGGAAAAGCAAGAGAAAGAAAUACAGACCAGGUCUGCAAGCCCUAGCAACAUCAAGGCCCAGUUUAGGCAGUCAUGGCCAACCAAAAUUGACGUGCCCCAGGACCUUGAGGAUGACCUCACGGCCACUCCUUUGUCCCACGCGACUGUCCCUCAGUCUCCUGCUCGGGCUGCCGACAGUGUUCUCAACGGCCACAGGAGCAAAGGCCUGUGUGACUCGGCUAAGAAAGACGACCUCCCCGAGUUGGCCGGGCCCGCGCUGUCCACGGGGCCACCCGCCAGCCUGAAACCCGCAGCCAGUGGGCGGAAGUGUCUGUUUCGGGUGGAGGAAGACGAAGAGGAAGACGAGGAGGACAAGAAGCCCAUGUCCCUCUCAACACAGGUGGUUCUGCGCCGCAAGCCGUCCGUGACCAACCGCCUGACGUCCAGGAAGAGCGCCCCGGUCCUCAACCAGAUAUUCGAGGAGGGGGAGUCGGACGACGAGUUCGACAUGGAUGAGAACCUGCCUCCCAAGCUGAGCCGCUUGAAGAUGAACAUUGCUUCCCCGGGGACGGUCCACAAACGCUACCACCGCAGGAAAAGUCAGGGCCGCGGCUCCAGCUGCAGCAGCUCGGAGACCAGCGACGACGACUCGGAGAGCCGCCGGCGCCUGGAUAAAGACAGUGGCUUCACCUACUCCUGGCACCGCCGGGACAGCAGCGAGGGGCCCCCGGGCAGCGAGGGCGACGGCGGCGGCCAGAGCAAGCCGAGCCGCGGCGGUGGGGGCGCGGACAAGGCCAGCCCCAGCGAGCACAGCGCUGGCGGGGGCGGCCCCGCGGGGGGGUCGGGCGGCGCCCCGGGCGGCACGUCAGGCAGUGCCCGCCGCUGCGCCGGCCCCGGCUCCUCCACGUCCACGCAGCUGGCGGCGCGCGGCGCCGGGGAGCUGGUGGAGAGCCUCAAACUCAUGGGCCUCUGCCUCGGCUCCCAGCUGCACGGGAGCGCCAAGUACAUUAUCGACCCGCAGGGCAGCCUGUCGUUCUCCAGCGUGAAGGUCCAGGAGAAGUCCGCCUGGAAGAUGUGCAUCGGCUCCGCAGGCGGUGCGGCGCCCGCCCCAGCCGUGGGCGGCAUGAAGUUCUUCUCCGACCACGUGGCGAACACCACCGUGGAGUUGGACCGGAUAAAGAGCAAGAAUCUGAAAAACAACGUGCUCCAGCUACCUCUGUGCGAAAAGACCAUCUCUGUGAACAUCCAGCGGAACCCCAAGGAGGGGCUGCUGUGCGCCUCCAGCCAGGCCAGCUGCUGCCACGUCAUCUGACCUCGGUGCGCUUCCUGCUCAGAGCGGCGAAGACCGGCUCACUUCACUGGUCCCUUUUCGGUUUUCCUCUUUUAAAGCGGGCAAUUAUUUAUUACUUUUUCAUUUGUUCGCCUGACGACUUGACAAAUGCAUGGUCUUUGUGCAUGCUGCUAGACACUCCUUUUUUUUUCCAGCCGAAAAGUCUUGUGUAAUUUUUACAUUUAUAAUUUUAAUGUGGAUGAUCAGGAUUAAAUUAAAAUGUAUAUUUGGAACCUAAUAUAAAUGGAGCACUUAGAAAUUUGAUGUUCUGCACUUAACCUAGAGAGAGAAAAAAUGAUUUUCCUUGUGAAAAACCUAAAUUCCUGCUCCGACCUUCUGUGACAUGGAACCUCCGUGAUCUGAGGCACACUCUGGUGUCUGAGGCAGAACCAAAGCAAUAACGUUGUGAUGCCAUCAGGCCUAGAGCCCGCGAGCGUGCCGUGCGCCCCCAGAUGCCAGGGCCUGUGCAGAGUACAGUGAGCGUCUGCACUGACAACCUUAAAACCAUGAUUUCAACAUACCCACACCUGUUUGUCUUAAGCUAUAGUGUGAAAACAGUUUGGGCUCUUAAAAUUUAACUGAAAAAGAUUUUCUUGUUUUGUAAUAGGUGAGAUCAAGUACUUAGAUUUAUAAGGCAGCUUCCCCGUAGAGGUAAAUCACAAGCAGACAAUCUCAUUUUGUAAUGUGAUAAAGUGAACUGAUGAUGUCUUAACUCUACUUACAGAGUGUGUGUCUGUCUAACAGAACAAAACGAUGCUUGGUGUUAAUUCCUUCCUGGAGGGCACACCCCAGAGUUCCUUUAUAACCACAUAGAUAGAAGAAACUAUAGGGCCUAAUAUAGAAGCAAAGGUGUACCCAGAUGUUGGCAAAGUCAAAACCCCAUAAAUUAAAAAAAAAGAUUAUUGGCAUAUGAUUUUUAGGAGUUUGAUAAUUAGGUUGUCUCUUUUGUUAACUUCCGUUCUUUUACGUCUUUUAGCUCAGCUACCUAUGAAAAUUGGCUGAUUAAAAAGUAUACAUAAAAGGGUAAGAAUUCACACAUAAAGCAAGCAAAAAUGCACAAAGCCUGCUUUGUUUUUUUUUUUUGCUGGAAGUGUUUUUCACUUUGCCUUCCUGCAAAAACAAUAAUCAAAGAACUUUUGCUUUAAACUAUUCCUGUACAAAGACUACUUUUGACCAGAUAAUCAUCUUUCGUGGCUUUUAUCUUGUAGGACACAGUAUCAUUUUGGAAGGGGACCAGAUGCUACUUUUUCAUGCUGUGCCCAGGAGGUCUUAAAAGCAACACUUAGGGACAUUGGUGAUAGGAUGUGGCUGGGCCCCAGGGCCUUCCCACACUCAUCAGCCUCCUGUCGUGUCUCUGCAGUGACAGUUGCCUGGUCCAUAGAGUGGGCAGAGCACCAAAGGACAGCAUUCCAUUGGUCACGGUUUCUCCAAGUACACACUGACUCUGCUCCUUUAGGAUUCAUGUUUUACUCAGAACUCUGAAUUUCACAGUAUACUUACUAAACUAAGUAAAGAUGAUAGUCAAAAUACUUAUUUUACUUUCUAGACCUAGGCUAGAUACGUUUUAAGCUACAGCUCUAGUUCAUUGUGAUAUUUAUAAUUGAGAGCUAUGAGGAUAGGUGUGUGGGUGAAGCCAUAGAACAUAUUUGCUUGAAAUUCUUGAGCAGGGAUCUUAUAAAGGGCCAGAAAUAAGAUGUGUGGUUCACAUAGAUAGUGAGCGUAACAUCUGUAUUAAACGUAGGAGAGAAGUUUAUAAAGGGCAUUGGCAAUAAACUCUUUGUUGCAGCUGUUUUCCAAGUAAUGUAAAUACUUUUUCCUGUGAUUAUGUAUAGCCUUGGAAUGGCACCUUUUAACUAACCCAUAUGUGUUUGGUUUUCAGUGGUUUUUUAUAUUCAAAUGUAUAUAUGGUGCUCACUUUUAGGAUCAGCAGUGUUGACCAUUUAUGCUGCAUAGCUGUAUCAUAGCCUUACUAGUUGUGUGUGGUUGGUUGACCCUCUGGGUAUACAGAUGUUAGUCUGAGUGGCGUCUUACUCAUUUGUUCAUAAGUGAAUGAUUGUGCAUGUGUUGUAUGUCAUAGUAUGUCAUCACAUAAAAGGGAGGGAGCAAAUAACCAUUACAUUAAGAUAAUAUUGGACCAAAUGACUUACUUGCUCUAAACAGUUUCUUGUACCCCUUAACCUGUCUUCAGAAGUUGCAUAGAGUUACAGUAGUGUGUAAAUUAAAUAUUGUGGAAAAACAAUUAGUCUUGUAUUUUUCUGUAUGUGUGUAUAUAUAUAUACAUAUAUAUACAUAUAUAUAUAUAUAUAAAAUGAUGUACUUCUGGCAGUUCUAUCUGUAUUUAAAGUUGUGACAAUCUUGACACUGAUUUUAAGGAUAGCCGUGAGACUGACUCAAAGAUGUCCCUUCCAAGUAAGAAUUGAUGUGUGUUAAGAGGGUACAGAAUUAUCAGCUGAUUUGGUCGGUUGCUUCCACUGCUGGUUGAUACUCCUCAUUGUGUAAACAUUGACAGGUAUGUGACAAAUGGGUAAAAAAAGUCCAGAUAAUAAAGUGGCAUAUCGGUGUUCAGCAAUAUAAA
Molecule: messenger RNA, 6495 nt
Organism: Lagenorhynchus albirostris (white-beaked dolphin)
Lineage: Eukaryota; Metazoa; Chordata; Mammalia; Artiodactyla; Delphinidae
Gene: SNRK
Product: SNF related kinase
Exons: 8
Coding region: 1641-3902 (753 amino acids)
Biological process (GO): protein phosphorylation; mitotic spindle organization; intracellular signal transduction
Cellular component (GO): spindle microtubule; chromosome passenger complex; spindle midzone
Molecular function (GO): tau-protein kinase activity; protein serine/threonine kinase activity; ATP binding
Source: RefSeq, a predicted model, not a curated record